This is a messenger RNA of Prorocentrum cordatum, 1599 nucleotides long. NCBI's taxonomy places the organism in Eukaryota, Dinophyceae, Prorocentrales, Prorocentraceae. The record is from the annotation of a GenBank genome assembly.
AGCCGUUUUGGCUGAAGACAAAUGAGUAGGGCCCUAGCCCCGACAUUCCCCCUCGCCGCGGCGCGUCGCAUGGUCUGCGCGGCCGUACGUGCAGCAUGAGCCGAUUCAGCGACGAAACGCCCGAUCAGGAACGCCUCUGCGAGUCGAACUCAAGCAGACAGUCCUCGGAGUCCUCAGAGUCUGCGGCGUCGCCGGGGAUCGGGCUGCAGCUGCACGCCCUCACCGCGCUCAACUUCGCGGCGUGCUUCUUCUGUGGUGGCGUCGUGUGGGGAUGGGGGCCCCUGCAGCUGUUGCUCGAGAAGGACGGCGUCUACGCUUCAAUGUGCCCAGCGGAAACGCCACGCUGCACUGAACGCAAGGAAGCCUUGCUGCUCCUAUUCAACGCAAGCGUGUCUAUCGGUACCUAUGCUCUGCUUCCUAUUGGCGUGUUGGUGGACAAAGCGGGCCCCAGAGCCAGUGGCGCAAUUGCAGGGAUCUUGCUGGCCAUUGGUAGUGCUCUGCUGGGAUAUUCAGAGGACGGCGGCCUGGAGGCAUUCAGCGAGGGCAUCGCCCUGAUUGUCAUCGGGGGGCAUCUUGUCCAGGCCAACUCUUUUCCACAGCCACGUGGUGCCAGAGGCCAGCGUCCCUUUUGUCAUGACAGGCGUGAACUGUUGUUACGAUGCGUCCACCACAAUCUCUUGGUUCUUGUACCAAUUAUAUCAGAACGCUGGCCUAAGUCGGAAGUCGACGUUUUUCUGGUAUGCAAUCUUCUGUCUCGUGUUGCACGCUGUGAUGGGCAUGUUGUGGAGCGGCGGCCCCGCCGCAUGCUUGUGCGCCGCUAAGGCUAAUGUGGCAGAUUCUGGCAUGGAUUCGGGCAGCGAGCGAACAGCACCGCCUCUGCACGGUCUCCCCCUGCGAGACCAGCUGGCAUCCUUCGAGUUCGCGUUUGCUUUGAUUUUCCUGUGCAUCCAGAGUUUCCGCUGCACGUUCUACCUGGGCUCCAACAAGUGGUUGCUCGACAACCUUGGCGACGCAGAGACGAACAAUUUCUACUUGGGUGCCUUCUCGCUGAUCCUCCCGUCUGCUAUAUUCUGCAUGCCUGUCAUCAGCUGGCUCAUGCGGCGCUACGGGUACGCGGGAACAUUUCUCACGACGGUCAUCGUCGGGGCGCUUUGGAACAUCGUCGCCCUGGUCCCGUCGCUCCCAGUUCAGAUUGUUGCUUUCGCGUCAUUCUCCUUGUUCCGGGCCCUUCUUUUCUCCGGGAUCUUCGCUUUCGUCGCGCAGAUAUUCGGGCCGCGCACGUGUGCCACGGUCCAGGGUGUGCUUUUUGUCGCCGCCGCGAGCAUUGGUCUAUUCGUCUGGCCGUGCCUGGUGUUCGUCGACCGCCACCUUGGCGGAAACCUAUCACCGAUCUUUGCCGUAAUCCUGGCACUGCUCGUGCCUCUGGUCGCCAUGUUGCCAAGACUGCAGAGCAGACUCGAGCGAGGGCCAGCCGCAGACUGCAGCGACCCCGCCUGCAAGCAGGGCCAGGACCAGUCUCUCUUGUAGCGCGAAUCUGCGUUGUUUCAGCUGCCUGCGUUUCCAUCUAGCCUCCACUUUUGCCAGACAUGGGGUGGCGGG